This is a messenger RNA of Labrus bergylta (ballan wrasse), 924 nucleotides long. Its product is annotated as olfactory receptor 52D1-like. Gene Ontology annotation, cellular component: membrane. The record is from RefSeq and is a predicted model, not a curated record. Lineage: Eukaryota; Metazoa; Chordata; Actinopteri; Labriformes; Labridae. Gene Ontology annotation, biological process: detection of chemical stimulus involved in sensory perception of smell; G protein-coupled receptor signaling pathway. Gene Ontology annotation, molecular function: G protein-coupled receptor activity; olfactory receptor activity; odorant binding.
AUGGAUAAUGUAUCGUCAAUGUUUUUUCUUUCAGGUUUAAGUGAGACAAGGAACUACCGCUUUAUUAUUUUCUUUCUCACUUUACUUUGUUACUGUAUGAUAUUGGUGAUCAAUUCUAUUCUCAUUGUGACCAUCAUCAUUGAUAAAACUCUGCAUGAACCAAUGUAUAUUCUGUUGUGCACAUUCUGUAUGAACGGCCUUUAUGGGUCAUCUGGUUUCUAUCCUAAGUUUCUCUGGGAUCUGUUGUCUCCAGUUCAUGUUAUCUCAUACUCUGGAUGUCUCAUCCAGGCUCUAGUGAUGUACUCCUUUGCCUGCAGUGAUCUCUCUAUUCUAGCAGUGAUGGCGUACGAUAGAUACUUGGCUAUAUGUCGACCGCUGCAGUAUCACUCCCUCAUGUCCAAGCAGAGACUGGUCAAGUUAGUGUGUUUCUCUGUGAUUACACCUUUUUGCAUCAUAUCAGCGAACAUCUUUCUAACUUCUAGAUUAAAGCUGUGCGGUCGUCAUAUUGCCAGGCUGUUUUGUGUGAAUUGGAUUAUUGUCUUGCUUACAUGUUACCCAGCUGACACUACUCUGAACAACAUUGUGGCUUAUAUAACGAUAAUAUUUUACGUACUUCACGGUGCAUUUAUAGUGUGGUCCUACAUGUAUCUCAUCAAAACAUGUGUGAAUUCUGUAGAAAACAGGGCAAAGUUCAUGCAGACAUGUGUGCCACAUUUAGCCUCCCUGCUCACUUUCCUUGUGACUGUACUGUUGGAUAAUAUGUAUAUGCGAUACGGUUCAAAGGAUUUACCUCAAACCGUCCAAAACUAUAUCGCUAUAGAGUUUCUUAUCAUACCUCCAAUUAUGAAUCCUUUAAUCUAUGGUUUGAAACUGAAAAAGAUUCAACACAGAAUUCUGCGUUUUCUUAACUUUAAAAUCAAAUAA